Hemicordylus capensis (graceful crag lizard) is the source of this 3519-nucleotide messenger RNA. It is a transcript of the gene KLHL13, whose product is annotated as kelch like family member 13. Gene Ontology annotation, cellular component: Cul3-RING ubiquitin ligase complex. The transcript is spliced from 8 exons. Bases 297 to 2360 code for a protein of 687 amino acids. NCBI's taxonomy places the organism in Eukaryota, Metazoa, Chordata, Lepidosauria, Squamata, Cordylidae. Gene Ontology annotation, molecular function: ubiquitin-protein transferase activity; cullin family protein binding. Gene Ontology annotation, biological process: regulation of cytokinesis; protein ubiquitination. The record is from RefSeq and is a predicted model, not a curated record.
AUGAGAGCGCCUUAAACUGGAAGCGGUUCGGAAGGACACGCGGGCAUCCGCCGACAUGUAUCCUUGCUCUUUCUUCCUAUCUCUCUGACCGUGGAUUAGAACAGACUGGCGCUUCUCCCCUCUUGCAUUUUUUAUCUUGUCCACCCCCCCCCGCGCCCCCCGCCGCCUUUCUCCCCUUUUCUUUCUUGCAAUAGGCUUUCCCCAUAAUGGCACUCUUGCAUUGUUUGGCAUGCACAGAAGGAAAAGAGGCUGCUGUCUUUGGUCACUGAUCUCUCUCAGCUGUGUGGCCCAGGGCUAUGCUGAGAUUUCUCUCCCACUUGUAUUGUUGCAGCACAAACGAAGAAUGUUCAGAGGAUGACAAGUGUAUUCUGAGUCGUAUCGUGGUGACCAACAUGCCAUUGAAAUGGAAAACGAGUUCUCCUGCUAUCUGGAAAUUCCCAGUUCCUGUGCUUAAAACAUCCAGGUCAUCGCCUCUUUCUCCAGCAUACAUAUCUCUGGUUGAAGAGGAAGACCCUCACAUGAAAGUAUCUCUUGGGAGCAGCGAUAUGGGUGUGUCUGCCCAUCUGCAGUCAUCAAAAGCAGGAACCACGAGAUUUUUCACUAGCAAUACUCAUAGUUCUGUGGUACUACAGGGUUUUGACCAGCUCCGAAUAGAAGGCUUGCUUUGUGAUGUGACUCUAGUGCCAGGCGAUGGUGAUGAAGUGUUUCCAGUUCAUAGGGCAAUGAUGGCGUCUGCUAGCGAUUACUUCAAGGCCAUGUUCACAGGUGGGAUGAAGGAACAAGACUUAAUGUGCAUUAAGCUUCAUGGCGUGAACAAAAUAGGUUUAAAGAAGAUCAUUGAUUUUAUUUAUACUGCAAAACUUUCUCUCAACAUGGACAACCUUCAGGACACUCUAGAAGCUGCCAGCUUUUUACAGAUACUGCCCGUGUUGGACUUCUGUAAAGUGUUUCUUAUAUCUGGGGUUUCCUUAGAGAACUGUGUCGAGAUGGGGCGGAUUGCCAACACGUACAACCUCACAGAAGUGGACAAAUACGUGAACAAUUUCAUCCUCAAGAACUUCCCUGCGCUGUUGAGCACGGGCGAGUUUGUGAAGCUGCCCUUUGAGCGCCUUGCCUUUGUCCUCUCGAGCAAUAGCCUUAAGCACUGCACGGAGCUGGAGCUCUUCAAGGCUGCCUGCCGCUGGCUGCGGUACGAGGAGCCGCGGAUGGAAUGCGCGGCCAAGCUCAUGAAGAACAUCCGCUUCCCCCUGAUGACGCCCCAGGAUCUUAUCAACUACGUCCAGACGGUGGAUUUCAUGCGGACUGACAACACAUGCGUGAACUUGCUCUUGGAAGCCAGCAACUACCAAAUGAUGCCCUACAUGCAGCCGGUGAUGCAGUCGGAAAGGACAGCCAUCCGUUCGGACAGCACCCACCUGGUCACGCUGGGCGGAGUGCUCCGGCAGCAGCUGGUUGUCAGCAAGGAGCUGCGGAUGUACGACGAGAAAGCCCACGAGUGGCGGUCUCUGGCGCCCAUGGACGCCCCCCGCUACCAGCAUGGCAUUGCCGUGAUUGGGAACUUCCUUUAUGUCGUUGGUGGACAGAGCAACUACGACACGAAAGGCAAGACGGCGGUUGACACGGUCUUCCGCUUUGACCCUCGGUAUAACAAGUGGAUGCAAGUGGCUUCUUUAAAUGAAAAGCGGACCUUCUUCCACCUAAGUGCCCUCAAAGGACAUCUGUAUGCAGUCGGAGGCCGGAACGCAGCUGGAGAGUUGGCCACAGUGGAGUGCUACAACCCCAGGAUGAAUGAAUGGAGCUACGUGGCCAAAAUGAAUGAGCCCCACUACGGCCACGCUGGAACAGUGUAUGGGGGACUCAUGUACAUUUCAGGAGGCAUCACCCACGACACUUUCCAGAAAGAACUCAUGUGUUUUGACCCCGAUACGGACAAAUGGACCCAGAAGGCUCCGAUGACCACAGUCCGGGGCCUUCACUGCAUGUGUACUGUUGGCGACAAGCUUUACGUCAUCGGUGGGAACCAUUUUAGAGGCACCAGUGACUAUGAUGACGUUCUAAGCUGUGAAUAUUACUCGCCAACCCUCGACCAGUGGACACCAAUCGCUGCCAUGCUGCGUGGGCAGAGCGAUGUCGGGGUGGCUGUAUUUGAAAACAAAAUAUACGUUGUUGGAGGAUAUUCAUGGAACAACCGUUGUAUGGUGGAAAUAGUCCAGAAGUAUGACCCAGAAAAAGAUGAGUGGCACAAAGUCUUUGACCUCCCAGAAUCCCUUGGGGGCAUCCGUGCCUGCACGCUGACAGUUUUCCCUCCUGAGGACAAUACAGGGUCACCUUCUAGAGAAUCCCCUCUCUCGGCACCUUGAGAAGCACCCCUUUGGACUCGCAAUGUCGUCGUCCCAAUACUGUUGCACUGCAUCAUGGGUUCUCCUCUUCUCCCCCCCCCCUUCCCCAAUAGUAUCUAAUACGGCUUACCCUAAAGCAGUUGGCACAGUGAUGGGACAGGGCCAGGAUUUGCAGGGUGGGAGGGCAGAAGAACGGAUCGAUGUGGCUCAUGGGGUCUGGUCUAGAAUGCUUAAUCGACUGGACAGUGGGACAUGUCAAACAAAAUGUGAUGAGAGCCAAAUGCUUAAAUGAGGAAAAGUGUCUUUCUGGGGGGAAAUGGAAAAGCUCUUGCAUUGGAUACAUCAGUUGUUGUGUAUUGGGUGGAAGGGUGCCAUUCCCUUGGAGACCCGACGGUAAGUUCAGCCAGAGGGGGAAUGCAGUUAAUUGGGGGUGGGAUCUUUGUUUGCUGGGCCUUGAAGCCGGAGGUCUUCGCUGCACCUUUUUGGAAGAGCGGCCAUCUCUGUCAGUUCAGCAGUUAUCUGGCCCCAGCUCCAUCCAUCUUCUGACGGAGCCUUUUUUGACCUGUUGACCGACUUGACUCUGGGGGUACUUUUCGGAGGAUCUGGCAACAGGAGAAACCCAGCAGUUUCAAAACCAUCAAAUAAAACAGUUGGAUGUUGGCUUUAUAAACCAGGUUUUAAACAAACAGAAUUAAGAUUUUUCCCCCCCUAGUCCAUCACAUGAAAAAUGUCUGAGGUUUUUAAAUUGUGUGUGUGUGUGUUUGUGUGAUUCCUUUCUCCUUGCUCUUUCUCUGUCCCUGCCCUAUUCAGCCUCCAUUCUUACAGGAGCCUGAACUAUCCACCCAUGGGAAUUCAGUGCAGUUGUGCAACCCAGUUGGAUGUCUGCACUGGAUUUUAGGUCGACAAGGGCUAGAAACUCUCUCUCAUUUUUAAGCCACCCAAUUCUGACCAAACGGUUCCCUUCUAGUGAAACUUAAUCAAUGGUUCUCCUCCCCUCCUGGCUCCUUUUGUUGGUGAGAGAACUUGCCUAUUACACCUCUGUAUUAAAAAAAUAAAAAAUAAAAAAUCUCAGUUAAUACGGUUACUUAGCACAAAAUGCAGCUUGGACAGAGAGCUGCUUUUGCUCAGAGAAUUCAGACUACCAUGUUUUUCUUUUGUUCAAUAAAAUCUUUAACUGCAA